This is a messenger RNA of Parastagonospora nodorum SN15, 786 nucleotides long. RefSeq lists its product as hypothetical. The coding region runs from base 1 to 786 and encodes 261 amino acids. Gene Ontology annotation, molecular function: nucleic acid binding; calcium-dependent protein serine/threonine phosphatase regulator activity. Gene Ontology annotation, biological process: calcium-mediated signaling. The record is from RefSeq and is a predicted model, not a curated record. Gene Ontology annotation, cellular component: nucleus; cytoplasm. NCBI's taxonomy places the organism in Eukaryota, Fungi, Ascomycota, Dothideomycetes, Pleosporales, Phaeosphaeriaceae. The transcript has 2 exons.
AUGCAGGUCGCCGUACCAUCACCACAACGCUCACGAGCAUCAUCGCGGAGCAAGUCGCCACUAUCUCUCGACCUCUCAGACCUCCCACCACUGGUUGAGCCGUCACCUCCUUCAAACACCCUCAUAAUUACAAACCUCCUCGCGCCAGAGAUCUUCCACAUCACCACCCUCACAGAGCUCCGCGAGACGAUCGACCAGCAUGGAAAGAUUCACACCUGGGCACCACUCAAGUCUUUCCGCCGAAUUGUGGUCUCCUUCUUCGACAUCGAAUCGGCCAUCCAGAUACGGCAAACCCUCGAUGGUUCACAAAUCAUGGGCUACCGGGUGCGCGUUUACUUCGGCAUGAACACGCCUCUGAACCCCUCGGAUCAGCACCUUCCUCUGCCCAAGUCUGACCGCCUUUUCUUCAUUUCGCCGCCGCCGUCACCACCCAUGGGCUGGGAAAUGAAGGAGGAAGAUGCACCAAACAAGAUUGUGCACCCAGAAGAUCUCGCAGCAGCGCUGGCUCGUUUGCAUGCACACCCCCACAACGAUGCGCUCUCACCUGUAGACUCAGACUUCAGCCCAAUCGGACGGAGGCGGACAGGCAGCACGACGAUCGUGUACCACCCUGAGGACCACGGCGACUCGCUCACCUUGCCGGCCAUCGCAGUGGAGGACACCACCGAGACACCUGGCUCCUUGACACCAGAUUGUAUGGGAGGUGUUGAGGGACCCAUUCAGUCACAGAAGGCCCAGGGCAAGACACUCAGCACUGCACGUCCGCCGCUUGAGUUCAUGAACUAA